Messenger RNA from Didymodactylos carnosus, 8904 nucleotides. The record is from the annotation of a GenBank genome assembly. NCBI's taxonomy places the organism in Eukaryota, Metazoa, Rotifera, Eurotatoria, Philodinida, Philodinidae.
AACACGUUCUUCCGUUCAAAAAUUAUUUGAAAAAGUCGGUGUUUGUAUUUUUGUCAUAGUUUUUGAACGGAAGAACGUGUUGUCUGCUGGAACGUCUCAAAAUCAUUAACACACUUUUCUCUUUAAUCUGAGAUGUUUCAACUAUCUGGACUUCUUGCUCUUCGAAAAUUAUUAGAGAACACAAAAUGUCAAAAAAUUGUCACGGAAUUUCACACCGAUAGUAGAGUUAGGUGGUCAUGCCGUGAAUUCAGAACUACUCCAUCACCUUAUCCAUAAAUUAAUUGAUUAUACAGUUAAAUGGUGCCGAGACGAGGAAUUAAUCCAAGCAAAGUACAGUAAGCGAGUAAAUCUACUUGCAACUAGAUUCAAACUAAAUAAAUUUGCUUUUAAUCUUGAUGCCAGUCCCUCGUGCUGCGUUUUUGCGCAUGAAUACAUACAAAUAAAACUGAGUUAGAAUCAAUUACGUGUUCGUACACAAGCUAAUAUUUUUUUAUUUCUUGUCGAGAAAACUAAAAAAUUACAAAUAAUUUGAAGGAGUAACAUAAAAAUAUCCACUAAUAAUCAGAAAGUUGCAAAUGUUAGAUUAAUGAGUGCAAAUUGAAGCAUGAAUUUACUCAUAUCGUCAUGUUGUACAAAUUGUUUCGUUUCAGAAGAAAAUUGAGCUGAAUGAUAGACAGUAGAUUCUGAUUACAUUAAAAACUUGAUGAGAAUUGAGUAGUAACACUCUUGAAUUUGAUCAAAUUUUUCAAAAAUUUAUUCUUGCUUAUAAGACACGCAAUAACAACCGCUUGGAUUAUUUUGAUUUCAGAUUAUGCCGUUGAAAAUGGGAAAUCAUUUUUCGAUGUUCUAUUUGAUAAAGAAGGUGAUUUGCAUGAAGCUCAGUCUUACCGAUAUCCACCACCACCUCCAUUUAACAGAGAUGAAUUUGCUGCAGCUGAUAAUAAUAAAGAUUCGAAAGCAUAUAGCAAAACUGUAGGAGAAACGCAAUUGACAUCAAAAGCAGAAAGACCAUCGACUGAGUAUGAUUUCAAGCCAACACCAGAAAGAUUAUCUAAAACACAUAAGCAAAAAGAUAUUACCACUCUCACUUCUCCGACUAAUACUAAUAACAAUUUAAAUAAAGAGAAAAUAGAUUCUUCAUCAAAUGCUUCAUUUGUGGAUAGAAUUAAAAAUAAAUUUCGAAGAACCAGUUCUGGUGAUGAUGAUAAUACUGGGGAUAAUCAUGAACGUCUAUCGCAACCAUCAGCAGUCAAUAAUCAGCAGAAUGUUACUUCCGAUCCACGUAUGUGCACAUUAAUAACUCGUCCAGGCACCGAUGGUCUCGGCAUCUAUUUACAACCAGAUAAAGAUUUUGGGCAUAUUGUUAUUGAAGUUGAACAAAAUUCGCCAGCUGACCUAGCUGGUAUAGAAAAGGAUGAUUGUAUUUUAUCCUUAAAUGAUACACCCGUAAUAAAACUACCGUAUGCUGAAGUAUUAGCACUACUAAAAAAGAAUAAAAAUGAACAUGAUUUAAAUUUUUUGGUGGCUAAAAAGAGUUAUUUAUUGAAAUCGGAUAUAAACAAUACAACGUUGCCGAAUACUCAACAUGAUCGUUCUCAUAAAUAUUCGGAGGAUCAAUUACAACAACAAUCGAGUGGUGAAGUUUUACCAUCAAGUAAUUUGCCAACAUCUUCAGCAGCAGAAGCACUUGAACAAUUAAUUCAAAAAUAUACAUCAACAACUGGCACCGCUUCACCUGAUUCAGCACUAUCAGCGGAUGAUGGUGGUAGAAGAGGAAAACGCGAAACGGUCCCAACGAACAAACCAUCAACAACAGGUCUUCAUGAGCAACAGCAACAACAGGGUGCCGGUGAUUUAGUUAAUCAAGGAUCGCGCGUAUCAACAAAACCAAAUACCUCUUCGAAUCAACAAAAACAUCCUGGGCAAAUUAUUCAAGGAGUUGGACCAGCCACUCAAGACGGUUCAUCAUGGAGUAAUCCAUCGUCAAUCGAUGAUAUAGGAAAAACAACCGGAACGGGUCGAGGAGGAGCUAUUACUAGUCUAGAUUCGUCUAUUCGUUCAACAUCACCAGAUCGAAAACGAGAGCAGAAACAAGAUACCGAAGACCACAUGAAAUACCGUCCAUUAGAAGAUGACCGAACUUUUAAACCACUUCAAGUUGGUAUAACAAACCCCGCAGAUGAACAAAAUCGAAUGUUAUCGUCGUUCGAUCAAUCACCUGUUGGAAAAACUGGUACACAAAGUAGUCAGUCGAGUACCGGUGCAUUACCUGGUACACAUCAAGACUCAGCACAACGUACUGCUCGAACAACAAUUUUACCUGAAACAGAUUAUAAUACCUCAAAAACAACAACGCGUGGUCAAAACGAUAAAAUGGCUCGAGAAGAUGAUUUAGAACAAUCAGAAAAACAAACAACACCGCCAUUACCCACAAAAAAAUACUCACCCACUGGUGAUAGUUUUAAUGAAGAAACCAACAAAUUGUUGUCACCUCAAAUAUCUUCUCUAAAACAAGCUACGAAAUUAAGUCCAGACACAAGUUUAGGUAAUAUUAAUACACCUGAAAAACAAGAAGAUAUAGCAGACUAUCUUCUGUCGAACACAAUUCAAGAUAAAAGCUCAUCAGUAGUACCACAACCCUCCUCUCAAACUUAUCAAGGAAAAACGUAUGCAAAUAUCUCGUCGGCAUUAUUGAUGGAUGAUACCGAUGAUGAUCUAAGCGAUAUAUCGGAAAGAUCUGAUGAAGAUGAAAUAUCUGAUACAACUAAGAUGGUAGUGCAUUCGGACGAGGACGCUUUUCUUACACCAGAUAAAAUGUCAGACUUUUUUUCCACCACUGAGGAUGAAAAUCAAUCGGAAAUAUCGACAAUAUCAGGCAGAAAAAAGAAACAACGCGAUGAUAAUAAUAAGUUAUUAACAAAUUCAAGCUUAGAAAAACCUGUGGCCACUUUGUCCAACGAUUCCAUGAUAAUGCAAAAGCCCAUUGAUAAUAAUUUAAAAUCGCAUGUUCAUUUCACAACCCAACUAGGCAGUGAUGAAAUCGAUUCGGAUGCCGAGACAGUUUCACCAUCACCAUCGUCUGUCGAGGAAAAGUUGCCUGCUGCUGAGUAUCUAUCAGCAAAUGAAGACGAAUCAGAAUAUGAUCAAGUGCAGCAGCAGACAACACACGAGAUCAAUAAAACCGUAUCCGAUUACGUUCCGGCAGAAAAGUCAACAUUUGUUUUUACCGAAAAUAGUGCAGCUCACAUUGUAAAUGAACAGGGCUCAACCACUAUGAAGAGGAGAGCACCAUCUCCACCAUCUUCUGUCACUGCGCAAGAUACAUCAUCCCAACAGAACAUAAAUGUUGCUCGUACCGAUGUUGCGAACAAUUUGGAUCAAUCCAUCUCUAACAAGGAUACUCUUAGCAGAUCAGCUGAACUUUCGAACGAUAAUGACACAUCUGAUGACUUAGUAGAAAGUGUCCAUGGCAUAUCAGAGAGAAAUCUAAUCUCUCCAGAAAUGAAAAAUAACGACGAACGUUUAAUCGAAAAUAGCGCAGAUCACGUUGUAAAUGAACAGGGCUCAACCACUAUGAAGAGGAGAGCACCAUCUCCACCACCGUCAACCACUGCGCAAGAUACAUCAUCCCAACAGAACAUAAAUGUUGCUCGUACCGAUGUUGCGAACAAUUUGGAUCAAUCCAUCUCUAAGAAGGAUACUCUUAGCAGAUCAGCUGAACUUUCGAACAAUAACGACGCAUCUGAGGAAUCAAUGGAAGGUGUCAAUGCUAUAUCCCAGAGAAAAUUAAUUUCGUCAGAAACGAAACAUAACGACGAACGUUUAACCGAAAAUAGUGCAGCUGGCGUUGUAAAUGAACAGGGCUCAACCACUAUGAAGAGGAGAGCACCAUCUCCACCACCGUCAACCACUGCGCAAGAUACAUCAUCCCAACAGAACAUAAAUGUUGUUCGUACCGAUGUUGCGAACAAUUUGGAUCAAUCCAUCUCUAACAAGGAUACUCUUAGCAGAUCAGCUGAACUUUCGAACAAUAAUGACACAUUUGAGGAAUCAGUAGAAAGUGUCCAUGGCAUAUCGGACAGAAAACAAAUUUCUCCAGAAAUGAAAAAUAGCGAGCAACGUACCGAUGUUGUGAACAUUUUGGAUUCACCCAUCUCUAGGAAGGAAACGUUGCCUGCUGAUGAUUAUCUAUCAGCAAAUGAAGACGGAUCAGAAUAUGACCAAGUGCAGCAGCAGACAACACACGAGAUCAAUAAAACCGUAUCCGAUUACGUUCCGGCAGAAAAGUCAGCAUUUGUUUUAACAGAAAAUAGCGCAGCUCACGUUGUAAAUGAACAGGGCUCAACCACUAUGAAGAAGGACGCACUAUCUCCAUCAUCUUCUGUCACUGCGCAAGAUACAUCAUCCCAACAGAACAUAAAUGUUGCUCGUACCGAUGUUGCGAACAAUUUGGAUCAAUCCAUCUCUAACAAGGAUACUCUUAGCAGAUCAGCUGAACUUUCGAACGAUAAUGACACAUCUGAUGACUUAGUAGAAAGUGUCCAUGGCAUAUCAGAGAGAAAUCUAAUCUCUCCAGAAAUGAAAAAUAACGACGAACGUUUAAUCGAAAAUAGCGCAGAUCACGUUGUAAAUGAACAGGGCUCAACCACUAUGAAGAGGAGAGCACCAUCUCCACCACCGUCAACCACUGCGCAAGAUACAUCAUCCCAACAGAACAUAAAUGUUGCUCGUACCGAUGUUGCGAACAUUUGGGAUUCACCCAUCUCGAGGAAGGAAACGUUGUCUGUUGCUGAGUAUCUAUCAGCAAAUGAAGACGAAUCAGAAUAUGAUCAAGUGCAGCAGCAGACAACACACGAGAUCAAUAAAACCAACAUAAAUGUUGCUCGUACCGAUGUUGCGAACAAUUUGGAUCAAUCCAUCUCUAACAAGGAUACUCUUAGCAGAUCAGCUGAACUUUCGAACGAUAAUGACACAUCUGAUGACUUAGUAGAAAGUGUCCAUGGCAUAUCAGAGAGAAAUCUAAUCUCUCCAGAAAUGAAAAAUAACGACGAACGUUUAACCGAAAAUAGUGCAGCUCACAUUGUAAAUGAACAGGGCUCAACUACUAUGAAGAGGAGAGCACCAUCUCCACCACCGUCAACCACUGCGCAAGAUACAUCAUCCCAACAGAACAUAAAUGUUGCUCGUACCGAUGUUGCGAACAUUUGGGAUUCACCCAUCUCUAGAAAGGAAACGUUGUCUGCUGAUGAUUAUCUAUCAGCAAAUGAAGACGGAUCAGAAUAUGACCAAGUGCAGCAGCAGACAACACACGAGAUUAAUAAAACCGUAUCCGAUUACGUUCCGGCAGAAAAGUCAGCAUUUGUUUUAACCGAAAAUAGCGCAGCUCACGUUGUAAAUGAACAGGGCUCAACCACUAUGAAGAAGGACGCACUAUCUCCAUCAUCUUCUGUCACUGCGCAAGAUACAUCAUCCCAACAGAACAUAAAUGUUGCUCGUACCGAUGUUGCGAACAAUUUGGAUCCAUCCAUCUCUGAGAAGAUUAGUGUUAGCCGAUCAGCUGAACUUUCGAACGAUAGCGACACAUCUGAUGACUUAGUAGAAAGUGUCCAUGGCAUAUCAGAGAGAAAUCUAAUCUCUCCUGAAAUGAAAAAUAACGAGGAACGUUUCGAUAUUCCGAACAACUUGAAUUCAUCCGUCCCUCAGAAGAUUACUGUUAGCCGAUCUGCUAAACUUUCGAACGGUAGCGACAUAUCUGAGGAAUCAGGAGAAAAUGUCCAAGGCAUUUCAGGGAGAAAACUAAUUUCUCCAGAAAUGAAAAAUAACGAGGAACAUACCGAUGUUCCGAACAACUUGGAUCCAUCCGUCUCUCAGAAGAUUACUGUUAGCCGAUCAGCUAAACUUUCGAACGGUAGUGACAUAUCUGAGGAAUCAGGAGAAAAUGUCCAAGGCAUUUCAGGGAGAAAACUAAUUUGUCCAGAAAUGAAAAAUAACGAGGAACGUACCGAUGUUCCGAACAACUUGGAUCCAUCGGUCUCUCAGAAGGUUACUGUUAGCAGACCUGCUGAACUUUCGCACGAUAGUGACACAUCUGAGGAAUCAGUAGAAAGUGUCCAUGGUAUAUCAGAGAGAAAACUAAUUUCUCCAGAAACGAAAAGUAACGAGGAAGUCCCUACCAAUGACACAUUACCUCUAGCAUCUGAGCAUGCAUCCGUUCAUCAAACAUUAGUGAUAUCUUCGAAUGAGAAGGAGGAUAAUAAGAGUAAUUUUGAAUCGGGUAAAGAAACUGAUUUAUCCAAACAAAAGAUUCCAAAUGCCACCAGCAGUUCAGCUAAAGAAAAUGAGAGUGAUUCCGACAAUACAAUGCAUUCAGAACGUCUAAUCGAGAAUCAGCAGCCAAUUAUAUAUAAGAAAAUGGAGUUGGCUAAGAUGCCGUUAUCCGAGUUACAACAACGUUUCGAAUUGCAUAAUAUUCAAUUAAUGCAACCUACAGAAACAUCACCGGUUGGUCUCAAGUUAAGUAAACAAGCUGAUCCGUUACAAUUUAUCAUCACGGCUGUUGCAAAAGAUACAAAAGCUGAUUUAGCUGGACUUCAAGUAAACGAUUGGUUAAUUAAAAUAGGAGAUCGUGAUAUUAGAGAAAAAGAUUUUGGAGACGUAUCACAAGAAAUUAGACGAUUAUUAACAGACGAAGGUACGAUUCUUAUGGUGGUAGCACGCGAAAAACAACAAAAACCAAUAACACAAACAUCGUCAGGUACAAUACCACGUUCAACAGAUAGAACAGCAGCUAGGCAACAACAAUCCACAUCAAAACAGACCAAUGUACCACCAAUUCAACCUUCAAAUUCAUUAUUAACAACUGAUAUUACUCGUGAUACGCCAGAUAAUACUCAAGUGAGAUUUCGUCAAGAUAUAUCACUUAGUCCACCGUCACAACGACGUACACAGUCUCCGGAUGGUACAUUUCACGUUGGUUUAACAAAUCCACUAACAGAUGAAACAAGUCCAACAACAAAAUCACCAAGAUCCUUAUCAAAUGAUGGAGGAUCUCGUUCACAUAGUCAAUCGCCGCCAAAUUAUUCAACUGAAAGACAAGCAAGGUCAACAACAAAACCUGCAGUUGACAUUUCUCGUCGUCCAGAUGAUCAAUCAUCACAAGUUAGUGAGGAUCCUGCUGAUGUACGUGUAAUUCAGUUGAAAGAAGCGUCUGGGCUCGAUUUUAAUUCAUUCAUUCCCGACGGGGAUAGUGCAGCUCAAACACAUUUCAUUAGCAAUGUUCAAUCAAUGGCAGAAAAUGCAGGUCUACGAGAUGGUGAUAGAAUUAUUGAAGUAAAUGGUGUCGAUGUUACAGAUCUCGUUCAUGAAGAUGUAAGAAAAUUAAUGCAACAUAAAAAACCAUUGAUACUCAAAGUUGUCUAUACACCAAAAUAUUUGGAAUUUAUUCAAAGUGUUGAACUUGAACAAAGUAGAAAAGGUUCUGGUGGUAGUAUUAGUCCACCAGUGCCAACCUAUGAACAAUUGUCCGAACAACGAACAGGCUCACGACCAUUAGAUUCUCAGUCUGGAAAUGAACGAACAAGAUCGCCAAGUCAUCAAAAAUCAUCUAAAAAUGAUUAUGAAAGUGAAAAGAAGAACGAUGUACAAGAUGAAAUUGAUGAUGAUGAACAACAAUAUGAAACCAUUGUUGUUUUGCAUGAUGAUAAUGGUGAAUUAGUUGUCAAGCAUUGUCAUUUAAGAAAAAGUCCCACUUAUAAUGGUUAUGGUCUACUCUUAAGAUAUCAGCAUAGUUUACAUUUAAUUGAUCAAGUUGAACCUAAUUCACCAGCUUAUUUUGCUGGCCUAAGAGAAAAUGAUAUUAUUCUAUUUGUUAAUGGAAAAAAUGUUGAAAAAUUAACACACGAUGAUGUGAAAAUUUUAAUUCGUUCUCUAUCAUUAUCAAAUACUGAUAUUAAUUUAAUAUUAAUGAAUAAAAAUGAUAUACCACGAUAUAAACAAUAUCAAGAACAAAAUACGAUUGAUUGGCCAACAUUAUUAAAUAAUUCAACAAAAACUUCCAAUAUUAAUGAAUCUGAGUUCAAAGAAACAGUUCCUAAUUCCUCUCCACCAUCGUCACCGUCUCAUAUGACAUCAAAUAUCCCGCUGCCAACUGGUGCAAGAUUAUGCAAAAUUUAUCCAACAAGUGACCAUACAGCCGGUUUUGCUCUAAGUGGUGUUACUGGACCACCGUUUCUAAUAUAUCAGAUAGAACCAAAUUCACCUGCUAGUAUGAGUGGCCUCCUUCUCAAUGAUGCACUGUUGUAUGUUAAUCAAAAACCGGUUGCUGAUACAGCAUAUCCUGACGUAGUAAAAACGAUCAAAGAAGCAUUAAAAAAUGAAGUUGUAGAACUAAUUGUUAAAGCUACAGCAGAUGACACAGAAUCGAUCAACGAGGAUGAUAGAGAAGGAAAAUAUUCAGAAAAUGGUGAUGAUGAUUCAAUUCAAAAUUUACGUUUAUGUCAUUUACAUACAAAUGGUGAUACAUCGGCAACAUUUGGUUUUGGAUUAAGUGAAAUAAAUGGUGUUGCCUAUCCAAUAAUACAAAAAGUUGAACCUAAUUCACCAGCUGAAUAUGCCGGUUUAUUAUCAAAUGAUAUUCUAUUAGAAGUAAAUGAACGAAAAACAAAAAAUUUAGGCUACGAUAAAGUUAAAAAAUUGAUUGAUAAAGCAAAACGUGAUGGUCGAUUAGAUCUAUUAGUAUCCGAUCAACAAACAUAUGAUUAUUGUAAAACAACAAAAAAAAAACUAUCUCCACCCGAUAUAAUAAUUCGUCAUGUUUUUCCAAAAAUAGCAGCGUCACAUUCCUCAUCAUUAGAAACAAUGAGUAUGGUGGCUUAUGAAAACAAAGGAUAUAAAUCAAUUAAGUAA